AUGCUUUUGCCUAAAGAAACAAGAGAAUCAUCCAGUGGUCAUGAUAUACUCAACGUGCGUGUCCCUGUCGAACCCUACUGGAAUAGGGGAUUUUCCGCGGGUCAUGGAAAAACAAAAGGAAUUCCUCCAGUUUCUGAGGAGGAUGUGGGACUUAAUUUGACUGAACCGACUCACGAGAGUGUAAUGAGGCUGAAAUGGUCCAGGAUGAUCAUCGAUCAACCAACGGCUUCCGAACUUACCUUGAAUACCUCUAGAAUCUCGUCCAACGAGGAGGUGGGCAACCCAGCAGUCCAAGAUGUUCAGGCCGAAAGAACACAAGCUAUUUACGAUAGUGACGGCUGGACAUUGGUAGAUGAAGAAUGGAGAGAGUAG
This is a messenger RNA of Kwoniella mangroviensis CBS 8507, 372 nucleotides long. RefSeq lists its product as uncharacterized. The transcript has a single exon. Lineage: Eukaryota; Fungi; Basidiomycota; Tremellomycetes; Tremellales; Cryptococcaceae. The record is from RefSeq and is a predicted model, not a curated record. The coding region runs from base 1 to 372 and encodes 123 amino acids.